AUGGGAUGCUACCCGGCAUCAGGCGGCUCGCUGAUGCUGAUGAUGGUGGCCCUGCUGAUGAUGAUGAUGGCUAAUCUCGCCCGUGCCCAAAUCGACUGGGCGGAGGACGAUGACGAUCCAGUGUCGACCGUGACAGUCGAGGCGGUUCUCGGGCGGACAGCGACCCUACCGUGCGAUAUCGAACCCGAGGAACUCAACGACCGGGUGUACAUGGUGCUGUGGUUUCGGGAAAGUGCCGGAAAACCCCUUUACAGCUAUGACGUCCGGGGGAGGCAAUUCUCCAAGGCGCUCUACUGGUCGGAGACGAGUGCCUUCGGUCCACGGGCGUACUUUGUCACCAUUUCCAAACCGGCGGCCCUCAGCGUGGACAACAUUCAGCUCGACGACGAAGGGGUGUACCGUUGCCGAGUGGAUUUCCAGAACUCGCCCACAAGAAAUCAUCGCAUCAACCUCACCGUUACCGUGCCACCCCAUCAAAUCCUGGUGUACGACGCUUCCGGGUUGGACGUGACUGGUGCCAUCGGGCCGCUACAGGAGGACGACAACCUGGUGCUCACCUGUGAAGUCCGCGGAGGACGACCGGAACCAACCGUCACCUGGCUGAACGGGGACGAAAUAAUGCAAACCGGUGGCGGCAUCUCGAUGGGGCGCCACGUUACCGUCAAUCGGCUCGAGAUACCUAAAAUGACACGAUCGGCGCUGAACAAUACGUACAAGUGUCAGGCAUCGAACACCAAGCUCGUGCCGCCGGCCGAGCGCAGCAUACGGGUGGAUAUGUUGCUAAAACCCCUGUCGGCCGCGCUGUCGUCGAAACCGAAGCAGCUGAUAUCGGACCAGGAGUACGGCGUGGCAUGCAACGUCGAGGGAUCCGUCCCAGAGACGGACAUCAAAUGGAUGCAAAACAAUCGACCCUUCACGAAGGGAAAGAUCAAAAUCAUCAACAACGGUUCGCUGGUGUCGUCCGUGCUCAGCUUCCGGCCGCAUCCCGAUGACGACGGCACAAUUCUAAAGUGUGAAGGCUCGAAUCCACGCCUGCAAAACUCCGUCCUCGAAGAUUCGGUCAUCAUGAACGUGCUGUAUCCACCGCAAGUGACGCUGUCGCUGGGAUCAACGCUUAAUCCCGACGACAUCAAGGAGGGCGACGACGUCUACUUCGAGUGUCACAUUAAGGCAAAUCCGAGGGAGCAUCGCAUUACAUGGUCACACGAUGGAUUGCCCGUCACGCAGAACGUCACCUCGGGUGUCAUCAUCUCCACGCGAUCCCUGGUGUUGCAACGCGUGGGAAGGUUCCACUCGGGAAGUUACGCCUGUGCGGCUGCCAAUGAUCGAGGAGAAACUCAGAGCGACCCGGUUGCGCUCAAGAUCCACUUUGCGCCGGUUUGCAUAUCAAGCAGUAUCAUGAUCGUUGGCGCGUCCCUGGACGAAACCGUGCCGGUACCGUGUCACGUAGCGGCCGAUCCGCUGGACGUGUCCUUUGAUUGGAACUUCUCCAACAGUGGCGAGCGGUUCGAGGUGGCCAGCGGCCAGUUCAACCUGCUGCAGGAGUUCCACUCGGAGGGCAUCACCCAAUCGCGCUACGACCCGAACGAGGACAAUUCAGAAACCGUCUACGAGCUGCUGUACACGCCGAAGAGCGAACGCGAAUACGGUACGUUGGCGUGCUGGGCGAAGAACUCCAUCGGGAAGCAGCUCGAACCGUGCCUGUUCCAGGUCGUACCAGCAGCCAAGCCCGCACCGCUGCGCAACUGCACCCUGCGGCCCUACUCGACCCUCCUGCCCCCGGGAGCCCACGGCCAGCCCAACGGUCCAAGUUCAGGUUCCGCCGCGUCAGCAUCCGCGCACUACUCGUACCCGUACGGAGGCGACCCACCAACUGGCCGACUGGCCCAUUCGGGUCAGCACUACCGGGACACUAAUUACAUUGGGCCACAAUUCGUUAAAGAUCGGAACGUGCCGACCGAGCGGCGGAAUGUUACAGCGAAAUUUAAUCAGAAAAAUCCCACCCCCACCGGGUCCGGUUCCCCGGACGUCCCGGUGGCCAAACGCGACCGGCGCAACCGCACCGGCGGUUUGGCUACGAUCCGCGACGUCGACAUUGCCCGGCUGACGGCGGACGACGUUGGGGAUGUUGAGGGUGGACCCGCCCCAAAGGGGGCCCCACUGCCCCGGUCACCACCUCCACCCGCACAACCAUCGGCCGAGGUGCUCCGACGCCGGGCCAGUACAAAGCCUGCACCACAGCAUCCGAGUAGCGAGCAGGAGCGCAGCAGCAGAACGAACCUGCUAAAUACGGCGACGGCCGUACUGCUGGGCGAAGGCGGAUCAGCAGCCGUUCUGGCCUCCUCGUCGGCGGUCUCCAGUGAUGGACCAGCCGAAGGACACGGUGAGCGGCUGCGACGGCAUACCUCCACCGGUGGUGGCACCCAGCGCAACACCAGCCUCCCCACCGACAAUCAGCGGGAGCAGCAUCCGGCACCCAGUGGCACAGGGUGGCCUCGGGGUGGAAAUAAUCAUCGACCAGCGGCAGCGACGAUGACAUCCGUGGGGCCGAUUGCAGCGCAAUUAAGAUCGAAAGCGAUACGCCACCAAUCGGUGCCGGAACCGGUGGUCUCGGCGCUGGCGUCGGCGUACGGUGGCGGUUCCGGUGGUACGAGUGGUGCCACCGGACACGCCACUUCCUAUGGAGGCAAUCAUCAUCAUCAUCAGCAUCACUUCGCGGACCAUGGGCCGACCGGGAGUGGGCCGGUUUCUGCCAGCGGACCCGGCGAACCGCCCACCAUGAUGGAGCUCGAGUGCGUCGCCGGGUAUGACGGUGGCUUGCCGCAGCACUUUUUCCUCGAGGCCUACGACUCUCGGACGCGCAAAUUGCGCCUAAACAUCACAAGUGCCCUUACCGACGUUCCGCUCUUCCGGAUCGACCUCACCGAACUGAGCCCCAGCGAAGCCUACACACCGACGCUGCACCUGAUAGCGUACAGCGUGAAUCAGAAGGGUCGUUCCGAGCCGACGAUCCUGGAGGAUAUAGCAAUUAAUGAAGCUGAAAAAAGGACCGACGGAACGGAGGGCUUCGCCAUUCUACCGUUCGCGGCCCUGCUCACCGGGGCGCUUUUCACGAUCGGCAUUGCCGUCCUGCUGGUCGUCGUGCUUGCCAUCCGCCGGAAACGCGAUGGCCACGGUGGUGGGUUGUGUGAUGGCAAGGAAAAACACCUCGGUAUGGAUAUCACCGUGACGACACCGCUCGAGAUGGGCAUGGGCCAGCAGAAGUACGUCGUCGCUUACACGCUCAAGCAGGGCGUCGAGAAGCAACCGGACAUUCUGAGCGCACAGAAGACGGGCUCAGCCAGCGUGCAGUCGAUUAAGGACAUCGCCCCGAAGCUGGGUGGCUCUCCGGUUGGCAUCCGGGGACCACCGUCCGGUGCCAUUUACGCCACGCAGGGCUACGAUCCCCAAAAAUCAACACCUUCCAGCCGGCAGAGCACGCUCAAGCGAACCGACGCGUCCGCAAACAGCUACUGCCUUCUGCAGCAGCAGCAACAGCAACAGCAGCAGCCAUUGAGCGGUACCAGCAAGUACUCGGGUGAUCUGGUGGAGUACGAGAAGCCGUACACGAACUACCAGCACACGCUGCAGUACAACCACAAUCCACCGCCGCUGGUGGAUCCGUACGCGUACAAGAGUCCUCCGCUGGGAGGUCUGUCCGGUGAACUGCAGCAGCCGGCAAUCGGCGAGUCCGGUGUUGCGGGAAAUGCGGCCGGUUUCGAGUAUCGCAGCAACAGCGGUCGAAGCAGCAGCGGCAACUUGAAACAGGCGGCAACGGCCGGUGGCAACCCCGAGUUCCGGUACUCGGGUUCCGAGUUCGUGGCGGAUCUGCUCGACUUCAGCAGCGCACCAUCGCCCUCGUCCGGGACGACCGUGGGUGCGACACUUACGAAGGCACGCAACCGCCAGCACAUCAUCACGGACACGCUUCCCGGGCCGGAGAGUUGCGUGUAA
Anopheles nili is the source of this 3993-nucleotide messenger RNA. RefSeq lists its product as uncharacterized. The transcript is spliced from 17 exons. The coding region runs from base 1 to 3993 and encodes 1330 amino acids. NCBI's taxonomy places the organism in Eukaryota, Metazoa, Arthropoda, Insecta, Diptera, Culicidae. The record is from RefSeq and is a predicted model, not a curated record.